Labrus bergylta (ballan wrasse) is the source of this 6307-nucleotide messenger RNA. It is a transcript of the gene arhgef12b, whose product is annotated as Rho guanine nucleotide exchange factor (GEF) 12b. NCBI's taxonomy places the organism in Eukaryota, Metazoa, Chordata, Actinopteri, Labriformes, Labridae. Gene Ontology annotation, cellular component: cytoplasm. Gene Ontology annotation, molecular function: guanyl-nucleotide exchange factor activity; G protein-coupled receptor binding. The record is from RefSeq and is a predicted model, not a curated record. Gene Ontology annotation, biological process: G protein-coupled receptor signaling pathway; intracellular signal transduction.
AGGAGGGGGGCUGAGCGUUUCCUUUUUUCCCCCAUUUGCAUCACACUGUGAAGCAAAAAAAACAAAAACAAGACUAAACUACAAAUGAGGUCUGGAUUAAAGUGAGCAGACCUGGAAGAGGAUGCUGCAAAAAACUACAAAGCUUCCAAAACAACACCGACUCACUCAGUCAGUCAGUCAGUCAGUCAGUCGACGGACAGACUGCUCAGUGAAGGACGGAAAUAAAAAAGGACAGAUCAGCCAAAGUUUGACGCAAUUCUUCAGGAAUAACCAGGAAUAGACCGGAGUGUCAUCAUCGAAGUAUCUCACAGAGAAAAAAAACAGCGAUUUCCCUCAACUUUGGACCCGCAGGUAAUCUGAGGAAGUGGGGAAAACCGAUAAAGCAAGUUGUGUUGCAGAAAUUCACAUUUUUUCCAAAGCGGACAAAUCUCAUUUUUGAUACAUCGUGAAGGAUUUGAACUUUCAUCAACGCCGCUUGUAAAUGAAUCCGAGUGGAGUUUCUGAUCCUCAAAGAGACACUCCCAUGAGAAUAACGGAGUUUUAGGCUCUGUAUGCUGGAGAUAACGACUUUGUCGAUGUUUUCUGGACAUGGACAGACACCGAGGAGUCAAAAUCAAAAGGCCUCUUAAAUGAAAUAAAUAGCCGGGUGUUAUAAUGAAAAUGUUAAUUCGGUGAAGUCUUUGGGAAACUCUUCAGGGAAGCCCAAUGAGUGGCCCACAGUCAACACUCACUGACAGGACCCCAAGCAUUCUCAACCACGACCCCACUGACAAGAAACCCAAGAAUGAGAAAUCCCCUGUCUCCCUCAAACACGAGUUCGACCCGACAGGUCUUGUCCAGCGGUGUGUGAUAAUCCAGAGAGAUGAAAAUGGCUUUGGACUGACUGUUAGUGGAGACAAUCCUGUGUUUGUGCAGCUGGUAAAAGAAGAUGGAGCUGCGAUGCGAGCCGGUGUUCAGACAGGAGACAGGAUCAUAAAGGUUAAUGGGAGUUUGGUCACACAUUCAAACCACAUAGAGGUUGUAAAGCUCAUAAAAUCGGGUUCAUAUGUAGCCCUCACAGUGCUGGGGAGGCCUCCGGGACUCCCUCAGAUCCCCCUCGGGGAGGAAGAGGAGGAGGUGAAGGAGGACGGAGCAGAGGUCAGCACACCCUCCUCUCUCUCUGCGCCGCACUCACCUGCUCUGCCAGGUGGGGAGAAAGGCAACCCAGCCUGUAGCCCCUCUCUAGCUGACGGGGACGAGAACAAAACCACACUCAGCCAGAAGGCCGACAUCCUGCAAAAGAUGCUAACCAAGGAGCAACAGGACCUGCAGGCAAAGGAGGAGGAGUACAGCAGAAACCCUCGGCCUAAACUACUGAAGGAGAUCCAAGAGGUCAAAAAGCACAUUUCUGUUCUGCAGGAGCAGCUCAGCAAAGCCGUGUUCCAGGUCGGAGCCACAGCAGCUGAGGAGGGGGACGGUGGGCCUCCUGCAAGGGAACAGACCUCAUCUUUGCAGGGUGACAGCGGUAACGACGGGCCCUCGACCAACAAUAACUCUAUUCAUGGCAGCCCCCUCCCAGAGAGUCCUGGCAACAGAGACACGCCCUGCCAGAGCCCCGACAUCAGCCGCAGAGACGGACUCAAUUUCUGCUCGUCGCCUGACACGGAGGAGACCCCUGACACAGAAUCCAGUGCCCAGUGCAUUGUGGGUAGCCCUCCCUACCUCCUCAACCCUCAGAUCAUCGGAGCAGAAGACGACUACUUUGACUCUCAGCAGGAGCAGAUUAAUGGACCGUGUAGCUCUUUCGAGACUUUGGAUUUACUGAAAUCUCGGCCGGCUCACCUCGCGGUCUUCCUCCAUCAUGUUGUCUCACAGUUUGACCCUGUGCCUUUGCUCUGUUAUCUCUACGCUGAAAUGCACAAGCAAACCAGCUCCAAAGAGAGCCGACGUUUCUUCAUUGAAUUCCACUCGCUCUUUAUGGAUCGAUCAGCAAACCUUAAAGUAACGCUGCCAGAGGCAAUUUCAACAGAAUUGGAGAAGCGCAGGCUGGAGUUAAUACCUGAAGACGUCUGCAAACAGUACACUCAGACGUUACAGGAUUCCCUCUUACCCGACCUGAACAAGAACCUGGAAGACUUCAGACAGAAGCGCAGUAUGGGUCUGACUCUGGCUGAAGAUGAGCUGUCGAAGCUGGACUCGGAGCGCGGAGAAAACCAACAGGUCUUGGAGAAGGAGUGCUCCUGUGCCGAACACAUCCUGUCCAAGAUAGAGGAUAUCCUGUUGACGUCACAGCCUACAGAGGAGGAGAAGUGUCAAACAAUGCAGUAUGUGAUUCUCACCUACAUGAAGCACCUCGGGGUGAAAGUGAAGGAGCCGCGCGGUCUGGAACACAAACGAGCUCGCAUCAAUUUCCUGCCCAAGAUUAAGAAGAGCAUCAAGUCUGAGAAGGACGGUGAGGAGAAGGUGAAAAAGCCUCGAUUUCCCAGCAUCCUUGGCCCGCCACGACGUCUGAGCAGAGUGGAUUCAACUUCAGUCGGUAAGGCCGUGGAAAUUAACAAGCAGCGGUCACCAAAGCAGCUUCCUCAACCAACCGUCUGCAUCCCCGAGCAGUCGGACUCCUCCUCUUCAUCAAAUUCUGGACGGACUCGUGGAAAUCAGCUGAGCGAGGGCUCAGACACCAGCGUCUUAUCCCUGCCUUCCACCACUUCUCCACACAGCUCGCCCACCUGUCUGACCUCGGAUACCAGCGGACAAGACUCAGACUCCAAUUUGUCUCCGUUCUGCAUCCAGACCAGACCGAGCGAGGGUCUGCAGUCUGGAGACCACCAGGACGCCGUCUCCAGUCCAACCAGCACGCAGUUUGACUUCAGCCCCUCUAAUCUGGAGCAGUUACAGGAAGAAGACCAGGAUGCCUUCAGGAUGGAGGUGCAGUGUGCGGUGAGUUCAGGGGACAUCCAGAGUGAAGACGACCUCGGAGGAGAGGUGGAGGGAAGCGAAGAGGAUCCUCUGAACUGGCAAAGUCUGGUCAGUCGAGGAGUCCUGGCCAGUUUAACACCUCUGGAGAUCAAACGCCAGGAAGUCAUCAACGAGCUGUUCUACACGGAGCGCGCUCACCUGCGGAUGCUGAAGGUGUUGGACUCUGUUUUCUAUCAGAGGCUGAGCAGAGACGGGAUCCUCCCUCCAGAAGACCUCAAACACGUCUUUAUCAACCUGGAGGAAAUCAUUCAGCUGCACGUUUCUGUAACAGAGCAGAUGACCUCAAUCAGGAAGAGAAGUGAGACGUCUGUGAUCGGACAAAUCGCAGAUGACCUCCUGGCAUGGUUCAGCGGGGAGGAAGAGGAGAAGAUUAAAAGAGCGGUGGGGACGUUCUGCAGCAACCAGCCGUCUGCGCUGGAGCUCAUCAAGAGCAGAAAGAAGAAAGACCAGAGGUUCACCUUAUUCAUGCGGGAGGCGGAGAGUAACCGUCUGUGUCGCAGGCUGCAGCUGAAAGACAUCAUCCCUGUGGAGAUGCAGAGAGUCACCAAGUACCCACUUCUGCUGGACAAUAUUGCCAAAUACACAGAAGACGGCGAGGAGAGAGAAAAAGUGCGACGAGCUGCAGAAUGUUGUAAAAAGAUCCUCAACCAUGUAAACCAGGCGGUCAAAGAGGCCGAAAACAAACAGAGGCUGAUCGAGUAUCAGAGAAGGUUAGACAUCUCCUCACUCAAACAGAGUGACAACCCCAUGAUCCUCGAGCUGAAGAAUCUGGACCUGACAAAGAGGAAGAUGGUGCACGAGGGGCCGCUCUCCUGGAAAAUCAACAAAGACAAAAUAAUUGAGCUGUACACACUCCUGCUGGAGGACAUUCUGGUUCUGCUGCAGAAACAGGACGAGCGUCUGGUCCUCAAAUUACACGGCAAAAACCCGGCCAGUGCAGCCGACACCAAAAACAUCUUCAGCCCGGUCAUCAAACUCAACACUGUGCUGGUUCGUCCUGUAGCCACUGACAACAGGUCUUUCUUCGUGCUGUCCAUGUCAGAAAACGGGGCUCAGAUCUACAAGGUGAAGUCUCAGACGGUGUCCGAUCAGAGAAUGUGGCAGUGUCUGAUCACACAAUGUGCCGACGCCAUGAAGGCCAAACCUCACAACAGAGACAAACCUCCAGCUCAGACCGAAGCCGAGCGAGACGCCAUCGAGAUCAUCAAACAAGCUUUGCCCAAAGCGACCAAAGAGGCUGCUGGCACAUCGGAUGGAAGCGUCAACUCUUCAGAUCUCGCGUCUCCAUGCAUCGCCGAUAAAGAUGCCGCCUCUUCUCCAGACAUUCAACGUCCGUCGAGUACCAACCCGUUUGACGGCAUGAAAUCAGAGGAUGAGGAAGAGGAGCUGGCCUCAGCAGAGAGACAGGAGGAGGAGGAGGAGGAGGAGGAGGAGGAGGAGGAGGAAGGGGGUGAUGAAGAGAUAGAUGAAGCAGAGCUGGAGGCGUUCCUGGACGGGCAGCUGCCCUUCCUGCAGGAGGAGACACCUCAGAGCGUCGCUGCUGAAAACCAAGAGCUCAACGCGUUCGAUUCAGCCUCCUCCUCUAAAGGCGAAGAGGCUCUCAGGACGUUGGCCAUGCUGAAGCAGGCUCUUUUCAACCACAUGAUCAGCAGAGAGGCGGAGGAGGAGACAGGGGGGGAGAAGAGGGAGAGUGGGGCGCCCGGCUGUCAGCCGAGUGCCUCUUUGCCCAGGAGCCCCGAGGGGGGGCCGUCUGCUGCGAGUGAAGAGAGCCGAGUGUCUUCAAGUUCACAGAGAGACGACACUCAGCUUCCCUCGGGACUCACAGGGACGUCAGAGACACCUGAACGCAACGGUGGUUUUGUGGUUCUGGACUUUGGAGGCUCAGAGGAGAGCAGCACCGAUGACGACGGGGGAGUAGGAGUGGACGUGGGGAUCGACAUGAGCAAACUGCUCUCCUCCUCCUCGCAGACAGGAGGCGUCAGUGGGCCCAACCUCAGCAGGCAGCUCAUGACUCACCUGCGCCUCCUGCAGGCCGACCUGCAGUAUCUGAAGGAGGUGGAGAUAAAGUACAACGAGCUGCGACAAACACACAGCGACCCGGCUACUGACUCAGAGGACAACAAUGGUUUACCAGACGGGAUUCAGUGAUGAAAGACUUCUGUUGUCGUCGUCGUAUGAGCCAGAUGAAUGUUUCUCCUUUGGUGUCUUCUGGACCUUGUUAUCGUUGAUGUCGCCCCAACAACAGAGAAUCAAUCUCCGACCACAUCUUGUUUCAGUGGAAGUAUCAGAAUCACCAAUGACGCUCCUUUAAAGGAGGGACACUCAGAAGAACCAGAGGAUUAUUCACUCUCUUUUCUGUUCUAAUGAUAUUAAUUAUCAAUGCAUAAAUUAUCUUUAACACUGGAGAUACGCUUUGGAAAACAGACUAACUGUGGAUGUACCACGGAGACAAAAUAAGAAGAGACAUGAAGACUGUGUGCAGGAUGACUCUCUGAGGAUCCAGAAGGUGGAUUUCUUAUUCAGGACUCACUGCUGUAAACUUGAUAUUUCACUUUGCAAUUCGUGCUUUCAAACGCCACAUAGUCUAACGUGCUUAACGAUACUUCCCUACUCUGUUACUGCCCUGAAAAGCAAACUUUUAAUCUCCUCUCAUCAUGGUGAGUAUGUGUAAAGAUUCAGGAACAUCUGCAAAAACAGCCCCCCCCCCUCAAAGAAAACAUAUAUUUAUGUUGCAUGGUUUGUAAUGUAUGUCUUUAGCCUAGCUAAGCAUAAAAAUGGAAAUAAGGAGGACCAGCUGGGCUACAUGGAAAAACCUCUUAACUCUCAUUGGUUGGAUGUUUGUUUUAUCUUCACACAUGCAGAAAUGUUAAAAUGCAAACAUCCGAGUACUAACCUGGCCCCUGAUUAGCUUCUGAGACUGGACGAGAUCUUGAGUGUUCAGGGUGCUAGGCUGUAAGCAGUGUUUUAUAACUCUUAGACAGCUUGAGAUAUUUGACAAAAGGGCUGGGCUGAUGGAUUAAAGGAUUUUGUCAGAAAGUAUUUUCGGGAAGUAGCUCUCCAUAAAAGCAAAAAUUGUUUUCGUCAGGACAAAAAAACAUAUUAAGGUUUGGAUGAGUUUUACUUGUAGGUAGAUUCGGAUGUUAACAUAAAACAUGUUGAACAUUUACAUGAAAACAUUUUGACUUCAAAUUUCUCUUAAAUUUGAAUGAAAAAAAUGGACUUAAAUGUAGAACUUUUUCAUGGAAAAAUUGACUUCAAAUUUUUCGAAAAUUGUCUUGAAAAAAUGUUGACUUCGAAAAUGUCUAAAAUUUUCAUGAACAUUUUUUGACUUCAAAUUUCUCUAAAAUUUUAA